CAAACACUCUGUGAGGUGAGCUUACUCACUUCUUCACUAUUUCCUUAUUCAUUGGCAUGGAAAAAGUAUUACGCUGGGCACGAUGGAAAGUUCUCCCACAUGCUGAUUUUUUGCAUAUGCAUGGCAGUUGCAGUCCCAGCAGCCAUAGAAGGCCCAACACCCGUUUCAGCCCUCUUACACUCUAGUACUACAGUUGUAGCUGGUGUAUUCCAUUUAAUCCACCUUCACCCCAUCCUAAAAGACAACGAAAUAGCCUUAACUAUUUGUCUAUGCCUCGGAGCACUAACAACACUUUAUAGCCUAUGUGCUCUAACACAAAAUGAUAUUAAAAAAAAUAUUGCUUUCUCAACUUCCAGCCAAUUAGGCCUAAUAAUAGUAACUAUCGGCCUAAACCAACCUCAACUCGCUUUUCUUCAUAUCUCAACCCAUGCCUUUUUUAAAGCUAUACUAUUCCUAGGCUCAGGGGUGAUUAUUCAUAACCUAAACAACGAACAAGACAUUCGAAAAAUAAGGGGUAUACAAAAAAAUUUACCAACCACAGCUACAUGCUUGACUAUCGGAAGCCUCGCCCUUACAGGAACCCCAUUUUUAUCAGGUUUCUACUCAAAAGACACUAUUAUUGAAACUAUAAAUAAUUCCUACCUAAACGCCUGAGCCCUUAUACUUACCCUUUUUGCAACAAUAUUGACUGCCACCUAUACUAUACGAAUAACCUUCUAG
Molecule: messenger RNA, 720 nt
Organism: Zootoca vivipara (common lizard)
Lineage: Eukaryota; Metazoa; Chordata; Lepidosauria; Squamata; Lacertidae
Source: RefSeq, a predicted model, not a curated record